AUGUUAAGGUUACGUAGCAAAUUACACAGAUUGUACCGUGUUCUUUAAGGUAACGUGUACAUUACAAUCAUUUUAACGAAACUAGCCUCCCACGAGUUUUUACUCUUUUUCUUGUCCGAAUGGAAGAGCGGGACAAGUGCAGAUCUCCUGCACAUGCAGUUUUCCCGCACUGUAUCCACCAUUCACUAUUUUAUGUUUGCAAAAGCAGUUCAAGCAGGAGAUCUGCAUGCAGUUCAAUAUUUUCUGUCUUUUUGUGGAAAAAGCAGGAGAUCUGCAUGCAGAUCUCACCCGCCAACAUUUGGUGGUGUUGAUCUGUUUUUUUUUUUUUGUCAAUAAAUAACUUUGUUACAACACAUAACUUUAAAAAUAUAUUUAUCUAUUUUUAUGAAUACAAUAUUUUUAUUUUAUUUUAUUUACAACUUUAACAAUACAAAAUUAUCAUUCUCUACUUAUUAUUUUUUGUCAUAUAAUUUUUAAUUUUUAUAAAUAAAAAAAUAAAAGAAGUAUAAGUAUCUUAAAAAACAUUUACAAGGAUUUCGGCCGAUCCUAUAACAUCUAAGAUAUUUGUUUAGAUAUCUAAGUGUCAUUUUUAUUGUUUUAAUAUCUGAUCUAUAGUUUUGAACUGAUUUUAUCAUUCAUAAAUUAUACUAAAUUAUUUGAUCUGGUUCUCUCCUGCAUGAUCCGCUUGAUUUGUAUUUGUCCUACUUGAUCUGCAUUUGUCCUGCUUGAUCUGCAUGAUCUGCUUGAUCUGUCCUGCUUGAACUGUUUUUACUAUUCUAAGCAAUGUAAGAAAAAGUUCUUCUUUGUUGGUGUACCAAUGAAUAAUAAAAAACGAAUUCUAACGACAUAACUAUUUUAUAAUUUGUUGAAUUCUCAACUGCUUCUUCCAAAACACUAUCUCAUAAACUUAUAUAUAAUUCAUCGUCGUCGUCAUCAUCAUGCUCUAGCAUUACUUUCCUUUCUCUCUUUCAUCUCUCAGAUCCAAAAACAGAGAGACAACAACGAACGAUGAGGCUUUAUUUCUCUGUCUCCUUCAUCUUCUUCGGCUUAAUCUCUCUUCAACUUCCACCUCUGUCCACUCAGCAAGCUACGGAAACAUGCAGCUCAACUCUACCUCUCAACGACCUCACCUUUGACUCUACCCUCCUUCAAUGCGUCGAAGCUUGGACUCCCCAAAACUACAUCCUCCGAUAUGCUAAAACGGUGGAGAACACAUGGAGCUUCAUCUUAUCAGCUCCUGAUUCGGGCGCCUACAUAGGGAUCGGAUUCUCCACCAACGGUCAGAUGACCGGAGCCAGCGCGGUCGUCGGGUGGAUACCAACCGACGGCCGAGGACAGGCGAAACAGUACUUGCUCGGAGGGAAGUCUCCAGGCGAGGUGAAGCCUGACCAAGGCGAUCUCAAGAUCGUCAACGGCUCGUUGAAGAUCGAGUCAGUGUCGUCGCGUCUCUACAUGAGUUUUCAGCUGACCGCGGAGCUGCCGCGGCAGAGCCUUCUUUACGCCAUGGGACCUGCCGGAUUCAUUCCAAGUUCGCCGGGGUUUACUUUGAGGGAGCACCGCGACAUGACCACCACGACUAUCAAUUAUAAUACAGGUUCGCAGAGUGUGGUUAAGGGUUCACCACAUUCUAAGCUAAGGAAGACACAUGGGCUAAUGAACAUGUUCGGCUGGGGAAUAUUAAUCAUCAUCGGCGCCUUAGUGGCUCGACACAUGAAGCAAUGGAAACCCACUUGGUUCUAUGCCCAUAUCGCUCUCCAAACCACUGGUUUUCUCCUCGGUUUAACUGGUAUCAUUUGCGGUUUGGUUCUUGAAAACCGAACCGAAGCCAACAAUGUCUCCAAGCACAAAGGCCUUGGGAUAACAAUCUUUGUCAUGGGCAUUCUCCAGGUCCUAGCGUUGCUGGCUCGACCGGACAAAGACUCGAAAUACAGAAAAUACUGGAAUUGGUAUCAUCACAACGUAGGAAGAGUUAUGAUAAUACUUGCUAUCUCCAACAUCUUCUACGGUAUUCAUUUGGCUGAUGCUGGCUCUUCAUGGAACGGCGGUUAUGGUUUUGUGGUUGCUGUCUUGGUUUUGGCUGCCAUUGGAUUAGAAGUUAGAAAGUUUAAGAACAAGUGAAUUCUUGUUUAAAUAUCUAUUUUUAUCUUCCUGCUGCAAUAUUUGCCUUGGAUAGGACAGUGUGAUGUAUUGAACAUUUAUUUGACUAAUUACUUGUCUUCUUGUAAUUUUUACACUCUAGUAUUUGUUAUUUUUCAUUAAUAAAAUCUAAAUAAAUUCAUGAUUGAA
Molecule: messenger RNA, 2286 nt
Organism: Brassica rapa (field mustard)
Lineage: Eukaryota; Viridiplantae; Streptophyta; Magnoliopsida; Brassicales; Brassicaceae
Product: cytochrome b561 and DOMON domain-containing protein At3g07570
Source: RefSeq, a predicted model, not a curated record